This is a messenger RNA of Stegostoma tigrinum, 2962 nucleotides long. RefSeq names its product superoxide dismutase [Cu-Zn]-like. The record is from RefSeq and is a predicted model, not a curated record. Lineage: Eukaryota; Metazoa; Chordata; Chondrichthyes; Orectolobiformes; Stegostomatidae. The transcript is spliced from 5 exons. Gene Ontology annotation, molecular function: copper ion binding; superoxide dismutase activity. The coding region runs from base 1038 to 1526 and encodes 162 amino acids. Gene Ontology annotation, biological process: removal of superoxide radicals.
GAAAUGAGUGUACUGUUUUUGAGUUGUAUUUUCCCUUCUAAGUGUAAGGGGCUUAAAGGAUAGACGUGAGAAAGAACCUGAGCAAUGGGGGUGUGAUGUGAAGUAAGUCUGCCUUGCUAGUGAACUUUUGAGGAAACUUAGCAUAAGGGAAAUAGCAUUCAGGAGGAAUCAAAAUGAACGAGAAAUUUGCUCGAGUCAAUGUUUAGUUUUGUUUUAUGUUCCAUAUAAUUCUGGAUGUUCCUUCAGUGAUUGAUGUCCAAGGCAGAAGUUAACUGUUCGUCAUAUGGUAUCUUUUUAAAAAAAGUUUGUACAGCUUUUGAUUACUGUUAUGGUUGUAAUCGUUUACCGAAUUCACAUUUAAAUGAAUUUCCAAUCUCAUUUAAUGCUCUUGGUUAUUAAUUACUAGUUUAGAUACUUGAAUUCUUAAUGUGGACACUAUAUCGAAAAAUUUGUUAGUGGCAAGGCAGUGAUCCACCUCAUUGGAAAAUACAGUUCUACCUGUAUAAUCUUUACAAUGCGUUAAACAUUGUGUAACAAUGCAAGUGAUUCAGUAAGUCGGAGAAAUCUCUUCGGCUUGUAAGAAAGAACGAGGGCGUCGUAUGCCAUGUAGCUGAGAAUCGAUUUGGAAUUAGUAAUUUAGGAGUAAAUUUCUGCGGAUGUUGGUGUCGCCACUGAAAAUAAAAACAAUUGGCUGUCACAGGUGGUCAGGCAGCAUCUAUAGAGUGAGUAACGUUCUGAGUGUAGGUGACAUUAAUUAUCCAUCAGUCAAUCCAAGUCCUGCUGUGAGCCGAUUAAACGCUAGCUGAUCGUGAUCAUGGUUGAAAAAUCCAGGAGAAACUGGAAGAGACUGUAUUCAAUGAAGAAAGUUAGCGAGUAAGAUUGGGAAUGCGUACAGUCAUGUUAGGCAACUGUCCAGCCUCGCUGCUCACCUGGGGCUCUUCUGCUGGAGGUAGGACACCGAGCCCUCUGCGCAUGUGUGGAGUGAGCUGCCUUUGGCGGUUUUGAUCCGGUCGGGGAGUCUGCGGCGUGUGGAAGCCAUGGCCAAUGCCGUUUGUAUCCUCACAGGUCACUUCAGUAUCUUUGGAGUGGUCUUCUUCAAGACGGACGUAAGUGACUGUGUGAUUGUAAAAGGAGAAUUUACUGGACUGCCUCCAGGAAAACAUGGCCUUCACGUUCACAGCUUUGGUGAUUUAACAAAUGAUUGGAUUAGUGCAGGACCUCACUACAAUCCAAACAAUGAAAUACAUGGUGCACCAGAAGAGAACAACAGACAUGCAGGGGACUUGGGCAAUGUGGAAGUGAAUGAAGAUGGUUUGGCUAAGCUGGAUAUGGAGGUUCAACAUUUCCACCUGACAGGAAUUCAUUCUAUUAUUGGACGCUCUCUGGUGAUUCACCAGAAUGAAGAUGACUUAGGAAAAGGUGAUAAUGAAGAAAGCCUGACAACAGGAAAUACUGGAGAGGGUUUAGCAUGGGGAGUGAUUGGAAUUUGUCAGGGUAAUAUUUUGGAGGAAGUCUUAAAAAAAUAAAUCUAACUAAUAAAGUUGUUAGUUCACAUUACAAAAGCUAUAUUUAUCUAUGAUUGAGUGUUUGCUAAAUGUUCCUUGUUUGUGGACAUGUAAAUACAUUUUCCAGCUGAAAAAAUUUUUUGUUUCUGCAUAAGCAAAGCUAUUUUCUUUCAGCUUUUUCCAAAAUGAAUUAUUUUAGGUACCAACCAUUCUUAGGAAAUGUUCCUUUCCAAUUUUUGUGAAACAGUGCUGGUUACCAGAAAAUUUGAUUUGAAUCAAAUGUCAAUUGUACUCUGAUGUCUGCAGUUCUAUUUUGUAUCAUGCUGUAGCAUUAAGUGUACAGAAGUAGGCUGCAGCACAGAAUGAUAACACUUCGCAACAUUUUAUUUCAUUGAGCUACACUUUUAAGAAGUCUGAGAGUGAAACUAAAGCUAAAAUGUUUUUAUGGAAGAUUAGAUGUAUUAGUGUCUUUAGUUGUUUGUAUCAAUGUAAAAAUGUUUUUCAAUAAGUAUUUUAGCAUGUGAGAAUAUUUAUAUUAAGUACUGUACUGAUGUUUUUGCUGAAAUGUCACUUCUGAAAUUUAGUUAGUGACAAAAUAAAAAUUCAUCUCCUUUUCAUUGAAGUUGUUAUGGAUGCAAAUUGUUAAGCUAAUAUGACUGGGAAAUUUGUAGGUCUCGUCAUAACAAUGUUCUCAUGAGUUUGACAUCAGUUGGGAGUUGGGAGGUAAGACCAUGCAAAUGAUAGAAACUAGUACCACACCUUCUCCUGAGGAGCUGACUGAAAAUAGAGCUGAAAUACUGGAGAGGUGCAUAUGCAAACUCAUUGAAAAUUUUGAAUUGAUGUGCAGGAUUAAUUGGAGCUGAUCAUAGAGCAUUGAUUGAGUGGAAUUUCUUUCUAUUCAAGAAAUCCAGCAACUCCAUAGUAGAAGCUGCUGUACUGUGUGAAUUCCUCUGUUGCCCCUUGACUGUGUGAAAUUCGGUGUCUCCUUGAUACUGUUACUUUGGAAUCAUCCCAAAAUUGAUGAAUCACUCACCUGUUCUGAAGAUGAUGAUGACCUGGCAGCUAUGAGCUCAAAUGGCUCACUACUUAUUGUAGCAUAUGACUCCCAAGGACAGUUGAAUGAUACAAAAAGUCAAAAGAUUAUGGAUUUUGACAGCCAGACUUGUAUGUAGAAUUUAUUUGGCCUGCCAUGCACCUUAGAGAAAAUAAUAUACGUAAUCCAGGGAAUCUUUAGUGAAACAAAGUUGCUAAGAGAAAAAUCCUGAAUGCUUUGUGAGAUCUGAAGGCUUACAUAGUCAUGAUGAGAAUGUGUGGAUUGACAUAAUCCCUCUUUGAUGCUACCUCAGUCACUUGCUUUUCCCCCUAUGGGCAUGUCCUCUUUAGGCUUGGUAAUUGUAGAAUCUUCAAUGGGGAAAUUGCUGUAAUAGUAUUCCUCUUGUGUGUGAGAGUGAAAAAUG